Messenger RNA from Cavenderia fasciculata, 1146 nucleotides. RefSeq lists its product as uncharacterized. Gene Ontology annotation, molecular function: ATP hydrolysis activity. NCBI's taxonomy places the organism in Eukaryota, Evosea, Eumycetozoa, Acytosteliales, Cavenderiaceae. The transcript is spliced from 3 exons. The record is from RefSeq and is a predicted model, not a curated record. Bases 1 to 1146 code for a protein of 381 amino acids.
AUGUCUGAUUCACCUUUAAAAGCUUGGGUACUCUCCAAGGAAUGUGAAAUUGAUAUAGAUGACAAACAAGGAAUAGUAGAACAACUUGAUACCAACAGGUAUCGUACAGUAGAGGAUACAAACGACAUGACAGAUAGUGAUUGGGAGAGAAUCACUAAAGUCGGAAAGUACAUUAAAAUUUUAAGGACCUACACUCGCAAAGCUCUUAACAACCAGCCCCAACAAAAUACACUAGGAAAAACAUGGACAUUUGGGCUUCCUAUUUCUGAUCAAGUGCACUAUCAUGUCCCUUUUUCUAGUUUGCAACUUAAUCAAAUAUUAAAUGGUGCGAUGAAUGGAGGGGGGUGCUACCUUGUUCAAGGUGCUUAUCGUAGUGGCAAGACUAGUCAUUUAAAAGCAGUAUCUACUGAAUUAGUAGUUGAGAUGAACCAUUCAACAAUUACAAAUAUUUGGUCAUGGCUAUCGGUACAAAUCAAUAUCACCAAUCCACAAUCACCAAACAUCACCAGUGCUGAAGAGUUUUCCAAACAUUUCUUUAGGCAUGCAAAUCAACAUGAUGAUCCACAAAAGAAUGUUGUAUUGCUUAUUGAUGAGUUUCAAAUGAUCCUAGAGUGUGACCCUAUUCAAACACAAGAGUUCUUGGGUCAGUUGGGAGAUAUACACAAUUAUCACCAAAAGUUUUUGAGUGUGGUUGGCUUUGGCACACCCCAACUUAUGGCACUUGCCAGUGACAAGAAAUUUUGGUUUGAAUUCAAAAGUAUCGAUAGUCCCUUUACAUAUGACAAUAUAAUCUUGAUAACACCUCUUCCAAAACAAGAGGUAUCUCUUCUUCUCCAAAGAUGGGCGAGUGACCACUCGUUAAAGAUUGACGACGACGUUUUAGAGGAUAUCUAUAACACUAUAGGUGGAUAUGCUGGUUUGUUGGGUAUAUGUGGUAUAGUAUUGGACGAUAACACUCCACUUAUAGUUUCAAAACACAAUAGACAUAUAAACUUUGGUGUUUGGUUGUCACUAAGGGUGAGCAUCAUUUCAAGGUUCAUGGAUCAAGAACAAUACCGUCGACUUGAAUCUAGGAUUGCAUCAAACCCAAAUCUUUCUCUUAUCAUUCCACAAAUUGUUGGUACACAAGAACCAUAUACAUUUUAA